ACUAUUGGUGUGGUUUUGUGUAGACUGACUUGUUUUAUAUCCUGUCGCUGAACUUAAUGACGUCACCUCAUGUCGUGUGCUGACAAAAUCAUCUGGAAAGUCCCUCAAGUUCUACUGAGAUCUGGGCUCACGAGCACAGAAAGCGUUUUUACUCUGGUUACAUUUGAGAUUAAAGACUAUAUUUAACAAACACAUCUGAAAACUAUUACCUGAUGGAGUCACUUUGUAGAUAGUUUUAUUGUAUUAGGGAGAGAAGCUGUAGAAAGACAUUUCUCCGAUUUCCCUGAAUACACCGUUAAGCCACGCCCCCCAAAAGCAGAACUUACGGGUUUAGGGAAUGAAGUCUGGUCAGACUCUGCUGUAGUGAACUCUUUCCUAGCAGAGAGAAAUGGGUCUAAAUCAGCUGGUGACGAGGUUUUCUCUUUUAUCUGUUCUUGGACUUUUUUCGUUUAAAGCUUAUCCCACCGCUCAUGCUGAGCCGGUCGUGGCCUCUGCUGGUCAGAGUGUGAUCCUGCCCUGCAGUGUGAAGAUCUCAGCCACAGAUGACAUCCAAACAGUGGAGUGGUCCAAGACAGACCUGCAGCCAGUCGUAGUCUUCUUGUACCGCGACGGCUGUGAGACCUUUGAGAUGAAGGAUCUGGACUUUGCGUAUCGGACCAGUCUGAUCAUGAGAGAGAUGAAAAACGGGAAUGUCUCCUUAAGGAUCUCCAACGUGAAGCUGUCUGAUGCAGGAACGUACCGAUGCCUAAAGAUCCUGAAGAAUGGCACCAGAGAGGAGAGCAGCGUGGAGCUGGUUGUUGUUGCAGCGUCUGACCUGAAGUUGGCGCUGCUUUCUGCUGACACCAUAGAAGUGACUGUGGAGUGUGAGGCCAGGUGCUGGUGGCCGUCUCCACAGAUGAUGAUCCAGGAUGAAAAUGGAAACAACAUCACUGAUAAAAAACCCAGAGAAGAGCAAACAGGAGGAUGCUUCAGCGUGAAACACAGAGUCAAGCUGCGGAAUCACACCAGCAGAGUCGUGUGCAGAGUUCACCAGCCAACGGUGAACCAAAGCAGGACUGCAGAGAUCUUCAUCCCAGAUAUCUGGAUAUAUGACAACUUAAAGACCCUCAUCUCUGGUGCAACAGCAACGGUAUUUUUAGUAGGUAUAGCUGCUGUAGGACUACUGUUAUGCGGGAGCUAAUGCAGCUCUGAGAUGAUGACGUUGUCAGACUCAAGUGGUUCAUUUAUGGCAUCUGAAAGUCUGCUGGACCUGUUGAAUUUAUUGGAGUCCCAGAUGGAAGAGGUGGCUGACCUCAAGCUGGAGAACAGAAGGAAAGAUCAAAUCAUC
Molecule: messenger RNA, 1327 nt
Organism: Nothobranchius furzeri (turquoise killifish)
Lineage: Eukaryota; Metazoa; Chordata; Actinopteri; Cyprinodontiformes; Nothobranchiidae
Product: butyrophilin subfamily 2 member A1
Biological process (GO): T cell receptor signaling pathway; regulation of cytokine production
Cellular component (GO): external side of plasma membrane
Molecular function (GO): signaling receptor binding
Source: RefSeq, a predicted model, not a curated record